Messenger RNA from Homarus americanus (American lobster), 1380 nucleotides. RefSeq names its product gamma-glutamylcyclotransferase-like. The record is from RefSeq and is a predicted model, not a curated record. Gene Ontology annotation, molecular function: gamma-glutamylcyclotransferase activity. NCBI's taxonomy places the organism in Eukaryota, Metazoa, Arthropoda, Malacostraca, Decapoda, Nephropidae. Bases 265 to 645 code for a protein of 126 amino acids. The transcript has 3 exons.
UUUGAUAAAAUAUAACUAUAAUAUAUGCAAUAUAAAUUUGUGGGAACUAUGAUACUAAGACUGGGUGGUGUAGUGUUGUCAUGGUGCAGACGACACACACCAGCUGACGGUGUAAACACUGGCGGCAGCUGAGUGUAUCGACCUAACUGCUUCAGAGAUAACACUGGAUUAAAUGCAAGACAACUGGAAACAAAUAUAUGAGCCCUGUUAAUGUGUUUUAGUCCUUGUUUGAAAUAAAAGUUCUUGUUUCCUGAAAUUUAGUGAAUGGAAACCCAAAGGGAACAAACUUCAGGAACUUUUCUUCGUGGUGCAGCUGCUUUUAUAGUUUGUGCAAUAGCUUUCUUUAUUGCAACAUAUGGUUUUCAUCCAGAGAUGUCUGUGAGUCCUGUUACAAGAAUGGCUUCUCGCAAUUGUUUCCUCUACUUCGCGUAUGGCUCUAACCUUCUUAAGGAACGUAUCCACAUCAACAAUCCUUCUGCAAAGAUGAUCGAUAUCGGCAAGCUCUGGGGCUAUCGGUUGGACUUUAAUUAUUUUAGUCAGCGUUGGCAGGGAUCUGCAGCCACUAUUGUAGAAGAUCCAGGCAACCACUUGUAUGGUGUGCUCUGGGAAAUUGGCAAUGAAGACAUGGCUAAGUUGGACAUGUAAGUAAACUGACAAUUGAAAGAACAACAAUGUCCUUAACACAGAUUUCUCCACUGGACUGUUAUCUGUGGUAUAGGGUUCAAAUGUAGAAAUGUUUUAAUUAAUACACUAUAUACAGUACAGUACAGCCACAAACUUAACUGCACACUUGAUCAUUAGUAACGGGUUUGUAUCUAACUCUGUGAUUCAUGAUUUAGACUGUAGAGGACAAUAUGUUUCCUAGUGUGUACCAUAUACAGUAUUGGUUUAUAGCAAAGCUAUUAUAUUAACAGCUAUUUAUUGCUUACUGAGUUAAAUCUUCUCAGCCAUGCCCUAAUAUUAUUUACCUUUCCUUUACCAGCCCUCUGUAUCUCAUUUGUGUCUGUGUUUGUGUGUGCACAUGCUUGUUUGCCUGCACACAAGUGAUAUAUAUCUAUGCAGAAUUACCAGUACUUGUUCAGCAGCUAGUUUGCACAUAGAUAGCAAAAAAAAAUAAAGAGAUACUGUAUAUGUCAAGGUAAUACCACCUCACCUUUACGCUUAUGAUUGUGUGUCAAUUCAACCCAGGACUUUUCUAUUCCAUGUGACCAAUCUUGUAAUAUUGAUGACAUUGCACACUUGUCUUUCUCGGCAAGUAUGGAAUUCUGAAGGCCCCAAGAAGAGCUCAUUGACAUGCUCCCCCUCACUGGUCAAAUGAGGGAUAAAGAUAUUUUUUCAUCAAUUAUUAUAUCACUUGUUCAAAAACAAAUGAAAUACAAA